GCUGCCCAAUGAUCAAGCAUCAUUGACAAAUGGUAAAAGUUAACAGCUUCUUCUUGUUUGCUACAACAUGUCUGUACCCACUUCCCAACCUUCUUACAAAUAUAUGAAAAAAACCCACCUUUUCCUCUUCAUUGUUCCCCCUUAGCACAACAGAGCCUGUUCAUCUUCUUCUCCAGCUCUCCCUACCCAGAAAUCCCAUCUUCAGUGGAACUUUGAGCUUCACUUUGUUCACAUCCAUACCAAUGGCAGCCAAUCCUGGAGAUGGGGCAGGGUCAUUGAUGCCCAAAAAACAUCAAGACACACAAAAGAAGCAGAAAGUUCCUGUUGUUUACUAUCUUUCAAGAAAUGGGCAGCUUGAGCAUCCUCAUUUCAUGGAUGUCCCUCUUUCUUCUCCUGAUGGACUCUACCUCAGAGAUUUUAUAAAUAGACUGAACAGCCUCAGAGGAAAAGGCAUGGCCAACAAGUAUUCCUGGUCUUCCAAAAGGAGCUACAAAAAUGGGUUUGUGUGGCAAGAUUUAACGGAGAACGACUUCAUCUAUCCUUCUCACGGCCACGACUACAUUCUCAAAGGAUCACAGCUCCUGAAGACCUCUCUGAGCUUACGAUCCUACGAAACCGUUUCUUCAACUUCAUCAAUCUCCAUUUCCAAAUUUUCCUCGGAAACAAACAAUUCAAGUUCGGAUUCCAAUUUUCCUUCCCUCAUCAGAAAGAAGAAUUAUUCAUGGAGUACAUUUGAUAUUGACGCCGAUAAACACCGAGUCUACACGGCGAAAACCUCCGGCGAAUUCAGCGGCAAUGCGAUGAACGCGUCGACACAGACGGAUGAUAACAGUCACAGAAAAGUCGGUAGCGAAGAAGAUGGACAAGGCGGAGCAGAAAUCGGAGAUCGGACGGCUGAAAAUGAUCGUCCAAGCGGGAGGAUCAGAGCGUCGGCGGUUCUGAUGCAGUUGAUUGCGUGUGGAUCAAGAAGUAUCAAGGAUAGCGAAACAGCGGAACAAGAGGAUUGAUGGAUCAGAUAAUUGGGCCUUCACCCACAUGUUUAAUUGGGCUUUCAAGGGCCACUAAAUUUCUGAUCUGUUGGGCCAAAGCCCAAUAAUGAAUUGGAUGCAUUUUCUUGUUUUCCAUGAGGACCAUGACCAUGUGAUUGCCCCUUUUGUACCGUAAAAAAUAAAAAAUCUUUAGUCCC
Messenger RNA from Rubroshorea leprosula, 1186 nucleotides. Lineage: Eukaryota; Viridiplantae; Streptophyta; Magnoliopsida; Malvales; Dipterocarpaceae. The record is from the annotation of a GenBank genome assembly.